This is a messenger RNA of Etheostoma cragini (Arkansas darter), 3120 nucleotides long. RefSeq names its product IKAROS family zinc finger 1 (Ikaros) (gene ikzf1). The coding region runs from base 28 to 1899 and encodes 623 amino acids. The transcript is spliced from 8 exons. NCBI's taxonomy places the organism in Eukaryota, Metazoa, Chordata, Actinopteri, Perciformes, Percidae. The record is from RefSeq and is a predicted model, not a curated record. Gene Ontology annotation, biological process: regulation of transcription by RNA polymerase II. Gene Ontology annotation, molecular function: RNA polymerase II cis-regulatory region sequence-specific DNA binding; DNA-binding transcription factor activity.
CCUCGCGCGCCUCAUCCCAUCUCAUGCAUGGCUGCCAGUAAUGGUCUACUGGGUGUCAGCUUUUAUUGGCACGGCACAAAGCAAGUGCCAAGGGCUCAGAGGCUCGACUCCCCGCUGCAGACUCGGCCUGUGGAUAAAAGCGAGCAAAAUGCCCCAGCCGAGCUCAGAGACAUAGUCAUGUUGGGCUGGAACGAGGAAGUGCAGUGGAGAGGGGAGGGACUCCGGGCGCAGCUCCAUGGGGCCGCCGCGGCGCUGCGACCUUCUGCACAUGGAGCCGGGGAGAGUUGGAAGAACUUCAUACUGCAAACUCAAGGAAUAGCAGAGUACCUGCACCGCAUGGAGACAGAGGAGGCCCAGGAAAUGGCCCAGAUGCCAGGUAGGGACAGCCCCCCUGCCAACGAAGCGUCCGAGGAGGCAGAGGAACCGAUGGCCGUCCCUGAGGACCUGUCAGCCAGCUCCACCCACCAGCAGAACAACAGAGGGGACAAAGCCUGUAACAUUAAAGUUGAGGCUCGCAGUGAUGAGGAGAAUGGGCUGGCCUGUGACAUGAAUGGCGUGGAGGAGGAGGAGUGCGCGGAAGACUUGCGCGUGAUCGAUGCCUUGGGGGCCAAGGUGAACGGCUCACAGCCGAGCCCCGAAGCCAAGGCCUUCUCCUCGGCUGGCGGUAUCCGGCUGCCCAACGGGAAGCUCAAGUGCGAUAUCUGUGGGAUAGUUUGCAUUGGCCCCAAUGUGUUGAUGGUGCACAAGCGGAGCCACACUGGAGAACGUCCUUUCCAGUGCAGCCAGUGCGGUGCCUCUUUCACCCAAAAGGGCAACCUGCUGCGUCACAUCAAGCUCCACUCAGGGGAGAAACCCUUCAAGUGUCACCUGUGCAGCUACGCCUGUCGCAGGAGGGAUGCCCUCUCUGGACAUCUACGCACCCACUCGGUUGGAAAACCCCACAAGUGUGCUUACUGUGGGCGGAGUUACAAGCAGCGCAGCUCUCUCGAGGAGCACAAGGAGCGCUGUCACAACUACCUGCAGUGCAUGGGGCUGCAGAACAGUAUCUACACAGUAGUAAAGGAAGAAAGCAACCAGAAUGAGCAGAGGGAAGACUUAAGCCAGACGGGAUCUGACAGAGCCUUGGUGCUAGACAGACUAGCUAAUAAUGUAGCUAAGCGUAAGAGCACUAUGCCACAGAAGUUUGUGGGCGAGAAACGUCUGUCAGACCUCACCUACGACGGAGGAGCGGGGGAGCUGAUUCAGCCCCACGUCAUCGACCAGGCCAUCAACAGCGCUAUCAGCUACCUGGGGGCCGAGUCGCUCCGGCCUCUGGUGCAGACUUCCCCGGCCUCUUCUUCCGAUGUGGGCCUCAGCUCCAUGUACCCCCUCCACAAGCAGGCUGGCGAUGGCCACGCGGGGACGGGCCACAACCUGUCGGCCAAAGACAGCGCAGCCGAGAACCUGUUGCUCCUCUCCAACUCCAAGUCCGCGUCCAGCGAGAAGGACGGCUCGCCCAGCCACAGCGGCCAGGACUCCACAGACACCGAGAGCAACAAUGAGGAUCGUCCGGGCGGGGCGGCUUCCGGUCUCAUCUACCUGACCAAUCACAUCACGUCAGGGGUGAGGAACGGCAUGCUCCCUCUGGUGAAGGAGGAGCAGCAGAGGCAGUACGAGGCCAUCCGGGCCAGCAUAGAGAUGGCUUCAGAGGGCUUCAAGGUGGUGACGGCAGACGGGGAGCAGGUGAGGGCGUACCGGUGCGAACACUGCCGCGUUCUCUUCCUGGACCACGUCAUGUAUACCAUUCACAUGGGCUGCCACGGCUUCAGAGACCCCUUCGAGUGCAACCUCUGUGGUCACCGGAGUCAAGACCGAUACGAGUUCUCCUCUCACAUAACGCGAGGGGAGCAUCGCUACUGAACCCCCGUACACCGGAGAGACACACACACACACACACACACACACACACACACACACACACACACACGCACAAGAGACAGAGACAGACAAAUAGGUACAGAUAUGGAAAAACAUGCCACACACACUCAUUCAUGCAGGCAUGCACUGGAAAUACAUAGAAAUACAACAUGUAAAUGACAAUGUUGAUGUCUGAAAGUUGUGUUUUUUAUACAAAGUAUGCAUGUUUCUUGAACACAGAUAAAUGCAAACCAUAUAAAAAAGAAGCAUUUAUUUUCCUUUCAAAUACCAUGCUCAAAAGAAGGAGUAGUUCAUGUUCAUUCCUUUUUUUUUUUUAAGAAACAAAUGUAUGAUAAUAUAAUAAUGUUCAGUGUAGAAAACACAGAGGUGCCACAUCCUACAAAGGUUUUUAAAUUAUGUAUUUGCAGUUGCCAUGUGUAUACAAUGUAUAAAUGUGUCUUUUCUUUUGGAAAACCAGGCAGCAUCUUUUUUUCUAGACUUAAAAUAGAAAAUACCAACCUUAUAUUUACAAAUCUGGUUACUGAAAUGUUCUGCAGUUGUUUUCAGUGUGGGUAAACCCAUUAUAAAAUUGGUAUUAAAUGCAGUCAAUAAAAACAAUCAAUGUAGAUAACCCCACAUUUCCUUCUAAUGUUUCAACCUGUUCCUAUAUUUGUAACAACCUAAUAUUAUUUAUAUCACAGUUACAUGCCUGUCUGUUUUUGUAUUUAUUACAGUAAUUGAUGUUUGUCUGUAGAGUAGUUAAAUAAAAGCUGCAUCUCUUUCUGUCCAACAGUACUAAAUGUGUUUGAGGUGACAACAUGACCGCUGCUGGAAUUUAUUUUUCAUUUUAUCCGAAGAAAAUGUUAUCUGGCCAUACCUGGUGGCUAAGAAAUGUAUCACUUACAAAAUGAAGACGAGCCAUUUGAGGUUUGAAUGAGCUUUAUGUUUGCAAAAUAUCAAUAAACGAUAUUUUCUAUAUGCACAAAGCGUGGGGAAGUGUUUUGUUUUUCAGUGAAUGAGCGUAGAAGGAGAAGGAGCAUUUAUACUUGAGGAAGUUGUUUAAUGACUAGACUGCUAACAGACCUGUAGCUAAUGGCAACACUUUUUUAAAAUAUUUUUCAUAUAGAUGUUUUCAAUAGGAAAGUUUUCUUAACUGGACUGUAUUAACCACCUGUCAGAAUAUGGAAAUGUCCACAUUAAAUUGAAAAUGAUUCCUGAAGUUAA